This is a messenger RNA of Nezara viridula (southern green stink bug), 228 nucleotides long. The record is from the annotation of a GenBank genome assembly. NCBI's taxonomy places the organism in Eukaryota, Metazoa, Arthropoda, Insecta, Hemiptera, Pentatomidae.
AUGAAAGGAUCGAGGAGAAGAGGAAAAGAUCAAAGUUUUACUUCGAUCAAGGUAGAGCCAAGGUGCUACCAGAACUUAAAAUUGGGCAAGACCUAUGUGAAACAUCAAGACACUGGUCUACAGAAGAGAUCGCUUUUGGCUGAAACCACAUCAACCCAUAUCACCGUCUUGAGAAAAUCGCCUCUCAAUACAACCAUCAAUACCAAGAUCGCCUUCACUGCAGCCUAG